Messenger RNA from Aspergillus ibericus CBS 121593, 1684 nucleotides. It is a transcript of the gene aspC, whose product is annotated as septin CDC12. The record is from RefSeq and is a predicted model, not a curated record. Gene Ontology annotation, molecular function: GTPase activity; molecular adaptor activity; GTP binding. Lineage: Eukaryota; Fungi; Ascomycota; Eurotiomycetes; Eurotiales; Aspergillaceae. Bases 227 to 1378 code for a protein of 383 amino acids. Gene Ontology annotation, biological process: cytoskeleton-dependent cytokinesis. Gene Ontology annotation, cellular component: cell division site; microtubule cytoskeleton; septin complex. The transcript has 7 exons.
CAACCCAAAGCAAGAAGAAGGCACGUCCUCCAGUUCCAUUCAGUCCCUCUUUCCCCUUCACGCCCGACGGCCAUUGCUUCCUUGUGCUCGCCUUGUCGUCGUUUAUCUCUCUUUGCUUUUCCCUCCUUCCGUUGGCCCUUCACCAUAGGCCCGGGUUGUCCUCUGCCUCUAUCUACUCCGCUGUUUAGCUCUGCUUAAUUGACUUCCAGCUCACCCCUUUAUCAUCAUGUCUUCUACCGAGACUGCCAACCUCAUUGGCAUUGCCAACCUCCCCAACCAGCGACACAAGAUUGUCGCUAAGCGGGGUGCGGCCUUCACUAUCAUGGUCGCUGGUGAAUCCGGCUUGGGAAAGACCACCUUCAUCAACACCCUGUUCUCUACUACCAUCAAGAACUACGCCGACCACAAGCGCCGUCAUCAGAAGCAGGUCGACCGGACGGUCGAAAUCGAGAUCACCAAGGCCGAGCUGGAGGAGAAGUUCUUCAAAGUCCGCCUGACCGUUAUUGAUACCCCCGGAUUCGGAGACUAUGUCAACAACCGUGACUCCUGGCAACCCAUUAUUGAGUUCCUCGACGACCAGCAUGAGUCGUACAUGUUACAAGAACAGCAGCCCCGCCGCACGGACAAGAUCGAUAUGCGUGUGCAUGCCUGCUUGUACUUCAUCAGACCCACCGGACACACCCUCAAGCCCCUCGAUAUUGAAGUCAUGAAGCGCCUGAGCUCCCGUGUCAACCUCAUCCCUGUCGUUGCCAAGGCUGAUACCCUCAGCCCUUCGGAUCUGGCCCGUUAUAAGCAGAAAAUCCGUGCUGUCAUCGAGGCCCAAGGCAUCAAGAUCUACACCCCUCCCGUUGAAGAGGAUGAUGAACACGCCGCCACUCACGCACGCAGUCUGAUGGCUGCCAUGCCUUUUGCUGUUAUCGGAUCCGAGAAGGACGUCAAGACCAGCGACAACCGGGUUGUCAAGGGUCGUCAAUACGCCUGGGGUGUUGCUGAAGUUGAGAACGAGGAUCACUGCGACUUCAAGAAGCUCCGCUCAAUUUUGAUCCGUACCCACAUGUUGGAUCUGAUCCACACUACCGAAGAGCAGCACUACGAGGCCUACCGGGCACAGCAGAUGGAGACCAGGAAAUUCGGCGAGGCCCGCCCCAGGAAGCUGGACAACCCCAAGUUCAAGGAAGAGGAAGAGAACCUGCGCAAGCGCUUCACCGAACAGGUCAAGGUCGAGGAACAGCGCUUCCGCCAGUGGGAACAGAAGCUCAUUGCAGAGAGAGACCGCCUCAACAAGGAUCUGGAGGCCACCCAUGCUGCAAUCAAAUCACUCGAGCAGGAAAUCGACUCGCUGCAGGGCUCUUCUACCCGCAGCCACGGACGUCGUUAAGAUGCCCGGGAACCACUGGGAUCGACCGCGGCUCCAUAACGGACUGUGGAAAAAGCAGAAGGAUUGUGCUUUCGUCUCGACUAAUAUCUUUACAUCUGACUACCCCUUUAACUUUUCUCGUUUCAUGUUCAUUUUCGGAUUUUGCGCGCUCAGGGGAACCAUGCGACCUGGGCAAUGACGCCCUGAGUCGCCUGAUGGUUUUGCUCUUCUGAUUUGCCUGCUGGUAACUAGCGAUGGUUUGACUACAUCUUCGAUAAUAACCCACUUGUACUCCGUAGCAUGUCAAUACAGAUUUAAUUUUGUGCC